UAAAUAUUUGUAUUAUUUUUAUGCGAAUUAAAUUAUAUUUUUAAUUAAUUUUUUGAAAUCUCACACAAAAGUCGUAAUGAAUAGCAGCAAUAACGAUAAUUUCAGUAAUUCGAUCGUCAAUAAAGCUUAUGAUCAAGAUGGUGAUGUUGUUGAUGAUGACCAGAUUUCUAGAUCUUCAACAUCAGCUGAGAACAUAACUACUUCUGAUACAAUGGCUAUAAUCGAAGUUCCAAUGAAGAAAAUUCCAAUAUUGAACUGUGAAAUUCAAGAAGAAUUUCGGAACAUCAUCUUAUUUAGUAUCUUCUUCUCAGCCUCCAUAACUAUUGCCCUAAUUUGUACUAUUUACCUUGGACCCCCACCGGCAGAUUUGCAUGCAGCUGUAUCCAGUAGGAAUGGCAGGUGCUCUAAGCUGGGAACUCCAAUGUUAUUGAAAGGUGGAAAUAUUGUAGAUACUGCUGUCGCUGUUUCAUUGUGUGAAGCUGUCUUAAAUCCUGCAGAAUAUGGUCUUGGAAGUUGUGGUAUGAUCAUCAUUCAAGACCAGAGAAAUAAUGUUACCAAUGCCAUUGAUUUUGCCUGCUCUACUAUUAAAUAUCAGAAGAAUGAAAGUCCCAGUGUGGAAAUUCCAACACUUCUGAAAGGAUUGGCACUUGUUCAUGGGAAAUUUGGCCACUGGAGAUGGAGUGAUGUAAUGAGGCCAGUUCUGGAUAUAAUCAAUGAAGAGAAUUCUAACUAUGGUGAGAGGUCAAAGUUCAAUGAACUCUUCAAUAGUAUUGCUCAGAAUGGCAUUCAGUCGUCAUUUUAUGAGGGUAAUGUGGCUAAAGAAAUUAUCAACAUUAUAUCAAAUACAAGCAAAGAUGUUAAAAGUGAAUUUCAACCUAAUGAGUUAUCUUCAUAUACUGCUCAACUCAUUGAUCCUAUCGGCUUGCUAUUCAAUGGAAAAUAUAUUGAAUCCCCAUCGGGCAAAGCUAGUUUAUCUAUGUUUCUAUUAUUAGAUACUUUGCAACUUUUAAUAUCAUCUGGAAAAACCCAGUGGAAUUCCACUGACUAUUAUCAUUACUACAUUGAGGCAGUCAAGCUGGUGACGAAGACACUUGAAGCCAACUACACUUACGUAUAUGACAUGAAUAACUAUGGAAGGAAGUUGCUGGCUAUCCAGUUGGCUUCAGCCAUUAAGAACACAUCCUCCUCCUCAGCAGCAGCAGCAGUGGCCGCAACGACGACAUCACCACCGUCAUCCACAAACAGCUUCCAAACAGGCAGUGGUAACUAUGAUAGCCACAACGACAACAACGUCUUCAGUAACAAGAGUGAUAAUGGUUAUAACAACAAUGCCAAGGAUGAUGGGGAUGAAGCUGAUGUGAAUUUGAUGUUGUUGAGUAAAUCCAACAGUAGCCUUAUUAACAUCGUCGGUCCAAAUGAUGGAAUCCUAUCAAUGAUAACGUGGUCCAAUACAGGCCAUGAUAUCAUUACAAAAGAACACGGCAUAACUCUAAAUGAAAGACUGGCCAGUGCAGACGUACUUUACUCCAACAGAGGCUACUCAGAAAGCUACAUAUCAAGCCUAGUGCAUGACACAAUUAAAACGUGUGGCCUGCGAUUGGCCAUAUCUGGGUCAAGUUAUCUAGAUGUUUCCCAAGUGAUAAUUAACAUAUUUGGCCUGCACAUGAACCAAUCAGAGGCAGUCACUCGACCUAGGCUUUACGUGAUCGACGGAAAUAUAUACUGUGAAGUUGAAUUGUUCAUUUUAAUAAUUCACAUAGAUGGCAUUCCAGGAAGUGUGAUAGAGAUGCUAUUAAAGAGAGGGCAUGCGAGCAUACAUCCUAUAAACAAACUCGAAAAAUCUCCGAUCAAUUCCGGAAUGUCCAGGGCAGUUUCCAUUGUUUGGAAAGACAUGGAGGAAACAGGGACGAUAAGUGAUCCCAGAGAUAAUUACGAGGUUCACAACGUUUAG
Messenger RNA from Helobdella robusta, 1951 nucleotides. RefSeq lists its product as hypothetical. The coding region runs from base 77 to 1951 and encodes 624 amino acids. Gene Ontology annotation, molecular function: glutathione gamma-glutamate hydrolase. NCBI's taxonomy places the organism in Eukaryota, Metazoa, Annelida, Clitellata, Rhynchobdellida, Glossiphoniidae. Gene Ontology annotation, cellular component: plasma membrane. The transcript has 15 exons. Gene Ontology annotation, biological process: glutathione catabolic process. The record is from RefSeq and is a predicted model, not a curated record.